AAUUUUAAACAUUUAAACGUUCCCCUUUUCUGCUAUAAAAGCUCUUGCAGCUUUCCCUUUCUCUCUACCUCUCUUCCUCAAGCCUCUUCAACGCAGAUCUCUCCUGAAAUCACCAAGGAUUAGUCUUUCUGAUCUGUGAAAAGGGUAAAAAUAUGAAUAGAGGAGGAAGCAGUGGUGGGGGACAAAGCUCUUUAGGGUAUUUGUUUGGAGGUGGAGAGACUCCAAAGCCAGUACCAAAAGCUACUACUCAAGCUGUUCCAUGUGAAACUCAAAUACCAGCUGCAAAACCUGAGCCUGUUGCUGUUUCUGCCCCAGUAGAUGCUACAAAGCAGGUUCCUGCAGGAAUUCAUAGUCAACCUUCCAACAAUUACUUCAGAGCUGAUGGUCAAAACACUGGAAACUUCAUUACAGAAAGACCUUCGACUAAGGUCCAUCAUGCCCCUGGUGGUGGAUCGUCUCUUGGGUACAUGUUUGGCAAUGGUGGAAGCAAGUGAUGUAAGUCAUGGUAUGAGUUCUAAUUAAGAUUUGAAGUUGUAAUCACAAAGAUAAAUGCUUUUUUGCUUUACUGAUUGUGAAAAUGUGCUUCAUGUAAUGUAAUCUAUUUGGUGAAUGUUCGUUUGGAUCA
Molecule: messenger RNA, 625 nt
Organism: Lactuca sativa (garden lettuce)
Lineage: Eukaryota; Viridiplantae; Streptophyta; Magnoliopsida; Asterales; Asteraceae
Gene: SP1L2
Product: SPIRAL1-like2
Biological process (GO): cortical microtubule organization
Cellular component (GO): cortical microtubule, transverse to long axis
Source: RefSeq, a predicted model, not a curated record